CACGCCCUCAGCCCGAACCUCAGCACCACAUCAACCACUGCAGCGUCUCCACCAACGCUCCACCACGCCCACAACCACAAAGACGACAUCAACUGCAGGCCAGCCUCCUCAGGGCUGAACCCACCGCAAGCAUGACGACAAUGGAUCUCCGCGUCGGCAACAAAUACAGAAUCGGCCGCAAGAUUGGAAGCGGUUCUUUCGGUGACAUCUAUCUUGGCACCAACAUCAUCUCGGGUGAGGAGAUUGCUAUCAAGCUCGAGAGCGUCAAGGCCAAGCACCCGCAGCUCGAAUAUGAAGCCCGCGUCUACAAAUCCCUCGCUGGUGGUGUCGGCAUCCCGUUUGUGCGCUGGUUCGGAACCGAGUGCGACUACAAUGCCAUGGUUUUGGACCUGCUCGGCCCUUCUUUGGAGGAUCUCUUCAACUUCUGCAACCGCAAGUUCUCCCUGAAGACGGUCCUGCUCCUCGCCGACCAGCUCAUCUCCCGCAUCGAGUACAUCCACGCCAAGUCCUUCAUCCACCGUGAUAUCAAGCCGGACAACUUCCUCAUGGGCAUUGGCAAGCGCGGCAACCAGGUCAACGUGAUUGAUUUUGGUCUGGCCAAGAAGUACCGUGACCCCAAGACUCACUUCCACAUCCCGUACAGAGAGAACAAGAACUUGACUGGUACCGCCCGCUAUGCCAGCAUCAACACCCACUUGGGUGUCGAACAAUCUCGCCGUGACGACAUGGAGUCCCUCGGCUAUGUCAUGCUCUACUUCUGCCGCGGUUCCCUCCCCUGGCAGGGGCUGAAGGCGGCCACCAAGAAGCAGAAAUACGACCGCAUCAUGGAGAAGAAGAUGACGACGCCCACCGAGGUUCUCUGCCGUGGCUUCCCCAAUGAGUUUGCCAUUUACCUAAACUACACCCGCUCCCUGCGCUUCGACGACAAGCCGGACUACUCGUACCUCCGCAAGAUCUUCCGCGACCUCUUCGUCCGCGAAGGCUUCCAGUACGACUACGUCUUCGACUGGACCGUCUACAAGUACCAGAAGAACGCCCAGGCCAUCGCCCAGGCUGCCAACCAGGGCCAGGGCGAGGAAGACGACAAAGGCCGUGGGCGCCACGUCACCACCACAGCCGCUGCUAAUGCUGGUACUGCGUCUGGUACCAAGCGCGGACCGGUCAAUGCACGCCAGGAGGGCACCGGAAUGUGAGUUCGACAUAUCUGAUCCUCACAGACUUUACUAACCUGUUUUCCUUGUUCAGGCAGCUUCGUUCGGCCAAUAAGCGUGGCGGGGACCAGUAUGCAGCUGGUGGCUACUGAUUCUUGAUGCGGCUUUCGAUUCGUCAUCUCAACUC
Cucurbitaria berberidis CBS 394.84 is the source of this 1338-nucleotide messenger RNA. Its product is annotated as casein kinase I isoform epsilon. NCBI's taxonomy places the organism in Eukaryota, Fungi, Ascomycota, Dothideomycetes, Pleosporales, Cucurbitariaceae. The record is from RefSeq and is a predicted model, not a curated record. The transcript is spliced from 6 exons. Gene Ontology annotation, cellular component: cytoplasm; nucleus. Gene Ontology annotation, molecular function: ATP binding; protein serine/threonine kinase activity. Gene Ontology annotation, biological process: signal transduction; endocytosis; peptidyl-serine phosphorylation. Bases 132 to 1193 code for a protein of 353 amino acids.